This is a messenger RNA of Lottia gigantea (owl limpet), 358 nucleotides long. RefSeq lists its product as hypothetical. The annotation marks the transcript as partial. The record is from RefSeq and is a predicted model, not a curated record. NCBI's taxonomy places the organism in Eukaryota, Metazoa, Mollusca, Gastropoda, Lottiidae. The transcript has 2 exons.
AGACGAUCAUCUAUGCAGCAACGCAGAACAUCUCUAGCUGAUUGCAUACCUGAUUGGCCUACUUUACAAAAAGCUAAAAAGAAGACAGAGGAAAAAGAAACAUUUAUAGAAGAUUUAGAUGAUCAUAAAACACUAGAGGGAACAAAAAUGAUUCGCAUGAGUUGUGUAUUUUGUAAGCCAAAUGCAAAACUGAAGUGGUUUAAAAGCAAAAUGGAAAUAUUCCAUAGUCAUAAACAUCAUUUUGAAGUAGAAGAUAAUAAAUAUACAUUGAUAAUUAAUAAUGUAAAAUUAGAAGAUGGUGGAAAGUAUACUUGUCAGUGUAAUAAAGAAACUACAUCAGCAUGGUUAUAUGUGGAAG